AGCACGUGUGUCUCUGCGCCGGAUUCCUGGAUUACCCCUGACCCUGAUGAAUUUUUCAGGCCGGGUCUCUGUUCGGGCGUAAGGAUGAAGGCAAGAAGAAAUAAAAAACAGCUCCCAAGCUUUCGAAAGUUGCUAAAAACUAGUAAAGUCAAACUUGAAAACAAGCUAAAAAAUAAGCAAUUUAAGCAACAAAGCACUCUCAAGAAGUACCGAAAAGAACAGAGGAAACUAAGGCAAGCUGUAAAAGAUGCUGUGUCUAAGAAACCAAUUCCACUGGAGGACCCAAAGGAUAAACAACGAGGUAAAAGGAUUGAGAGGAAAGAGGAAGAAGAAGAGGAAGCCCUGCCAUUAGAUAUGAUGGAUGAAGAUGACUUACAGUUAAUGAAGGAUUUAGGACAGAGAGCAUCUUUUCUAACAAGAGAUCUUUCUUCUAGUGAACCUGUUCACACCAAGAAACGAAAGCAUGAGCGCAUUAUAGAUAAAUAUGAAAAAAUACCAAGAACUCUGCAGACCACACCAGAGAAGGAACUGAUUCAUUUGCUUCCUAUCAAAGAUAAAAGUGGUAUAAUCCCACAGACCAGGGAGAAGCCAGGUGAAUCUAUUAAAAAAUUGAAAGAAUUACGUUCCAUGCUGAUGGAACAGGAUCCUGAUGUAGCUGUUACUGUUCGAAAGCUGGUGAUAGUUUCUCUGAUGGAAUUAUUUAAAGACAUUACUCCUUCAUAUAAAAUCCGACCCCUCACAGAAGCAGAAAAAUCUGCCAAGAUGCGCAAAGAAACCCAAAAGUUGAGAGAGUUUGAAGAAGGUCUGGUUAGCCAAUACAAAUUUUAUUUGGAAAAUCUGGAGCAAAUGGUUAAAGAUUGGAAACAAAGGAAGCUGAAGAAAAGUAAUGUAGUUUCCUUGAAGGCAUACAAAGGACUGGCAGAAGUGGCUGUGAAGAGCCUGUGUGAGCUAUUGGUGGCACUACCUCAUUUUAACUUUCACAACAACAUCAUUGUUUUGAUUGUCCCUCUCAUGAAUGACAUGUCGAAAUUGAUGUUAAAAACAUUUUUGUGCCUAAGAAUCAAGGAAGUAGAAGUGAAAAAAGAUACAGAGGACAUUAAUAAGCCAAAAAAGUUCAUGACUUUCAAGGAAAAGAGAAAAACUCUAUCAAGAAUGCAGAGAAAGUGGAAGAAAGCAGAAGAGAAACUAGAACGAGAGCUUCGGGAGGCAGAAGCUUCAGAGAGUACUGAGAAGAAACUUAAACUUCAUACAGAGACUCUGAAUAUUGUGUUUGUAACCUACUUCAGAAUAUUGAAGAAGGCCCAGAGGUCACCUCUCCUGCCAGCAGUUCUGGAAGGUCUUGCCAAGUUUGCUCACCUUAUAAAUGUGGAGUUUUUUGAUGAUUUAUUAGUAGUUCUUCAUACUCUCAUUGAGUCUGGAGACCUAAGCUAUCAAGAAAGUCUUCACUGUGUCCAGACUGCUUUUCAUAUACUUUCUGGACAAGGUGAUGUUCUGAAUAUUGAUCCAAUGAAAUUCUAUACACAUCUCUACAAAACACUGUUCAAGUUACAUGCAGGUGCUACCAAUGAAGGUGUCGAGACUGUACUCCAGUGCCUUGAGGUCAUGCUGACUAAGCGCAGAAAGCAAGUUUCUCAGCAGCGAGCCCUCGCCUUCAUCAAGCGCCUUUGUACCCUUGCUCUUCAUGUUCUUCCAAAUUCAAGUAUUGGCAUUUUAGCAACUACCAGAAUAUUAAUGCAUACUUUCCCAAAAACAGAUUUGUUACUUGACAAUGAAUCUCAGGGAAGUGGAGUUUUCCUCCCUGAGCUGGAUGAACCCGAGUACUGUAAUGCUCAGAACACGGCGCUGUGGGAGUUGCAUGCACUGCGGAGACAUUAUCAUCCUGUAGUGCAGAGAUUUGCAUCUCACCUGAUCGCUGGAGCACCUUCUGAAGGCUCUGAGGCACUCAAACCGGAGUUGAGCCGAAGAUCUGCUGCUGAACUUUUUGAGGCCUAUAGCAUGGCAGCAAUGACGUUCAAUCCUCCUGUUGAAUCUUCAAACUCCAAAAUGAAGAGUAAAGUGUUACAAGGGGAUUCAUUUUUGGAUGAAGAUUUAAAUCAACUAAUCAACAGACAUUGCAAUGAGGCUGUUACUCAGUCACCCCUGGAUUUUACCAAAUAUUUGGAAACAUCACUACAGUAGAAGAAUGAAGAGUCAGUGGACUUUCUUGUAUAUAUGUAUGUGUGCAGAUUCACAUAAAGAUGAGUUGUUAACUUAAGACCUUUUCUUUUUAUACAAGGAAAACUUCUUAAGAAUGAUUAGGAAGGGAAGGAAGAAUUACCCCUUUAUAUGGCACAGGGUUCUGCCCCAAUUCUGAAAAUGUCAUUUUGUUAAGGAGAUUGAAAGCCAUUUUCCCCCCAAUAUUUGGAAAUUUCUUUCAUUAAGAUGCUGACUUUUUAAAACUUCAUGUACAUACUAAGUUAUAGUUUAAAAAACAAAAUCUUUGGACUGAAUCUUACUGAAAUGUAGUUGCUAUAUUAAAAUUAGGGCAUAGAGCACAGAAAAAUCAAGACCGUGAAAAUACUUUUUACCAUUUACCUACUCUUUUAAACUAAAUACUCUUUAAAACUAAAUAGAUAAUUAUUUUUAUUCCAACACUACAGAUGGAAAUAAGAAACAUUCUAAAUUUGAGUGAAUAUAUUUUUAUGAAGAUUUUUGAGAAAAAAAGUAGCUUGAAAUUGGACUCAAGUUUAUUGGCUCUUGCUGAUAUGACUCAAGAAGUAAGCUAAUUACGCCUUUUUAAAAAGGAAUGAGUGUUUACUAUGGCUACUUUCAAAGAAAGUUUGAAAGUGAUUCUAGUCUAUUUGAAGUUCUUUGCAUUUUCUCACAUGCCCCGGAGGGUAAUGGGGGAAGAAUUGCUCCAGGGCAGAAGAACCAAGUCCAAGACUUUACCAUUCUGUUCUAGGGAUAAAGAGUACCAAGCGAGGGGCUCCCCUCUGCCCCCAACAGGUAAAAUGUGCUUUUUUUUUAUAAUUAUAAAGCAAUAUUUUAUGUAAUAGCUAUUCCCAUAUUCUAUGAAUGGCCUAAGAAAUGCAUGUUUCAGUGACCAGGUUAUAAAUAUUCUCUACUGUGAAUAGUUGAAUAAAACAGCUGUUUUCUCUGC
This is a messenger RNA of Propithecus coquereli (Coquerel's sifaka), 3139 nucleotides long. RefSeq names its product nucleolar complex associated 3 homolog (S. cerevisiae) (gene NOC3L). The transcript has 18 exons. NCBI's taxonomy places the organism in Eukaryota, Metazoa, Chordata, Mammalia, Primates, Indriidae. Gene Ontology annotation, molecular function: chromatin binding. Gene Ontology annotation, biological process: DNA replication initiation. The coding region runs from base 85 to 2178 and encodes 697 amino acids. The record is from RefSeq and is a predicted model, not a curated record. Gene Ontology annotation, cellular component: nucleolus.